Messenger RNA from Naegleria gruberi, 1212 nucleotides. RefSeq lists its product as uncharacterized. The transcript has a single exon. Bases 1 to 1212 code for a protein of 403 amino acids. NCBI's taxonomy places the organism in Eukaryota, Heterolobosea, Eutetramitea, Acrasida, Naegleriidae. The record is from RefSeq and is a predicted model, not a curated record.
AUGGCGCAUUUAGAUUUUAGGGAGGAAGAAUAUGCCACCAUUCCCAUUGCUUUUGUUUGUUCCUCACCCCCAUUAACCAAUAAUUUACAUUCUCGUUAUUACUUUUUGGAAAAUCAAAAUGAUGAAACCAAUCAUUUAAAUCUUCCUUCAAAACAUGAUCCGAACAUUUCCCAUGCAGUGUGUUUGGUGAAGAGAUCGGAACGAGAGGGAAAAUAUAAUGAAGGAGUUACAGUGAAUAUGAAGGUGAAAAUGUUGAGAUUAAAUUCCUUGUUGUUGCAUAAUGAAAAUGAUGGAAAUUUAACAAGAAAAUACUUUUUUGAUUUUUGUGGGAAACAAACAGUAUUGGAAUAUGAUAGAUAUGAUUAUGUGUUUAAACAAGCAUUGAUUAAUGGACAUCCUAGUACAAGGAAUGGUACUUUAAAGGUUUUUGAUUAUUAUUGUGGAUAUUAUGCUCAAAGGUUUACAAUUGAGCUGGAUCAGAAAGAUAUUGAAAGAUCAAAGCUUGAAGUGACUCCCAUCUUGCCUAUAUUUUCAAAUAAUGAUCAUUUUACUCAUUUGAAUUACCUUAUUCCUACGCCUUUCAUCAAACAUGACAUGUUUCUAAUGUUUGAGGAGCAUCAUCGAGACACUUUACAAAUUGAACCAACCUUUUUGAAACAAGCACCAAAUGAUUCUUCAAAACUUAUUAAGGAAGUGGUGAAUAUUUCUCCAAUGCCAUUCGCACACUGUUUUCUUAUUCAUUCGAAUAUUUUAUCAAGAUUGAAUCAGAGUAGCAGCAGUGAAGAGAAUAAUUAUUUGAUUAUCAGUUAUGAAGAUAGGAAAUCAAAGAAAAAUCAUCAUCUCAUCAGGAAAUUAACUUUCGAGGUAAUGGAUGAUGGAAAAACGAAUGGAAAGUUAGCAAGAAGUGACUUUAAAAAUUUCUACAAACAUUUCAGUGAUAAGAUGAAAAUUAUUGGACAUUGUCGAUUGAAUGAUACAUGCUUUCUGUACAAGUUGUGUACACCAUCUAUUGAGUCUAGAUUGAAAUUCGAUAAUAUUCAAGAAUUUUCUCAACAAACUAAAUGGAUACUGAUAGAUUUGGAAGAUUUAUCGGUUCAAGAGAUUCAUCCCUACUCGAUGAAAUUACUUCCAUCACUUGAAAAACCUUCAUUUGAACCUGAAAAUCAAGUGGUGGAUGAGGAUGGAUUUAUCACUCAACAUAAAGAGGAAUAG